Rubroshorea leprosula is the source of this 1012-nucleotide messenger RNA. Lineage: Eukaryota; Viridiplantae; Streptophyta; Magnoliopsida; Malvales; Dipterocarpaceae. The record is from the annotation of a GenBank genome assembly.
AACUGUGCGCUUGCGAUCAUUGCCCCAAACAGAACAUUUCGGGUUACCACGGAAUGGCCUCUCAUAACAGAGACAUGCAUAGGAAGAUUAGCAAGUUUGCUUGCAUAUUCUGUUACAAUUCAUUUCCAACUAAGAGCAGCCUUGACCAGCACCAUGGUUUUUGUCAAAUCAAGAGGGGUAGUUUUAAUUCCUCUGAUGAGUAUAAUAAUGAAAACCAUAUUAAAUUUGAUUUUGUGGUUAUAUUGUUUUAAUUGAAUUCCUUAUGAAUUAAUAUUUAUGGAAUGAAAUGACAAAUAGUUCAUUUACAAAAUUUGGUAUGUAAUCUAUCAAUAUUUUGGUUUGAAAAGAAGCUUGAUAUUUCUGAUACUGUUGUCUAAUCUAAUUUUUUUUUUUCCAGAUUAUGAGGCUAGGCGCCCAGCAUACUAGGUUGAGUGGGCAGCAUUUGAUGGGACAAAGAAAGGGAGAUAGGUGGGGGAACUUGCUUGACUAUGAUUUGUUUUUCUAUGUUGUUUUGACAUUUGAUCAUUGAGAUUAGCCAAGAUGAAAUCAGAAAUUGACAUCCUUCUUUUUCAAAAGCAAACUAUAUGUCUUCUUUAAUGCUUCUUAUAUAUCUCCUCUUUUUUUUUUUAUCUCCUUCCAGACAUUAAAUCUCCUAUUAUAAUGAGCAAAGAGCAAUUUGAUCAUAAAUUUGAGAUAGUCAGCAACUUUGUAUACUCUCUAUGCAAAAGUAGCUAUUAGAGAUGAUUCUACCGCACUUUUGUAUUUUAGCUGUGAGCAUGGAUAUGGUAAUAGGAGAUCUGCACUUUAAAAGAGAAGUUUACUAAUUAUGUGGAAAGUUUUUGUAGUUUUAUUUUUUUGUCCUUGCUCAAGCUGAUUACCAUGUAGUUAUUUAAACCUAUGCACAUCCUUCAUGUUGGUAUAUUAUGUUACAAUCUGAUGUCAGGUAGCUUAUGCAUCCCCAUUGCUAAAUAUACUACAUUUGCAUUUUUGUUCAUAAAAUUGAUCCAAUUAG